Molecule: messenger RNA, 876 nt
Organism: Chanos chanos (milkfish)
Lineage: Eukaryota; Metazoa; Chordata; Actinopteri; Gonorynchiformes; Chanidae
Product: stonustoxin subunit beta-like
Exons: 4
Molecular function (GO): protein binding
Source: RefSeq, a predicted model, not a curated record
GAACAGUCCUGUUCAUCUAUAGCCUCAGUUCUACAGUCAGUAAACUGUCCCCUGAGAGAACUGGACCUGAGUAACAAUGACCUUCAGGAUUCAGGAGUGAAGUUUCUCUGUGUGGGACUGAAGAAUCCACACUGUAAACCGGAGAUACUGAGGUUGUCUGGUUGUUUAGUGACAGAUGAAGGUUGUUCUUCUCUGGCUUCAGCUCUGAGUUCAAACCCCUCACACCUGAGAGAACUGGAUCUGAGCUACAAUCACCCAGGAGACUCAGGAGUGAAGCGUCUCUCCACACAGAUGAACCAGCAGUGUCGACCUAAUGUGGACCAUGGUGGAGAAUUCAUGAUCAAACCAGGAUUAUGAUAAUAUGCCUGUGAUCUCACACUGGACCCAAACACAGUAAACACACGCCUCUCUCUGUCUGAGGGGAACAGAAGGGUGACGCUGGGAGAGAAUCAGUCAUAUCCUGAUCAUCCAGAGAGAUUUGAUGAGUGUCGUCAGGUCAUGUGUAGAGAGAGUCUGACUGGACGCUGUUACUGGGAGACUGAGUGGAGUGGAGAUUAUGGUGCUGUUAUAUCAGUGACAUAUAAAGGAAUCAGGAGGAAAGGAGAGAGUGAUGACUGUGUGUUUGGAGACAAUGAAAAGUCCUGGAGUCUGUGUUGCCGUGGUAACUGUUACUCUGCCCGUCACAAUAAACAGGACACUGUCAUACCUCACCACCCCUCACACACACACAGAGUGGGAGUGUAUCUAGACUGGUCAUCUGGAACUGUGUCCUUCUACAGCGUCUCCUCUGACACACACACACUCACACACUUACACACAUUCCACUGCACAUUCACUGAACCCCUCUAUGCUGGGUUUUAUGUUUAUAAUGACUCC